AGCCCGAGGGCGCGAGCGGCUUCGCUCUCCGGGAUGCGGGACGCAGGAUGCCGCCGCCGCGCCCGGUCCCGCCGCGCCUGGUCCUGCCGCUGGCCGCGCUGCUCUGCCUGGGCUGCGGGGAGCCAGGGACAGUGCUGCCCAGCCCUCCAUCCGUGUGGUUCGAAGCAGAGUUUUUCCACCACGUCCUCCACUGGGCGCCCAUCCAGAAUUCGUCGGAAAGCACCCGCUAUGAAGUGGAGCUGCGGAGGUACAGGGGCGGGGGGUGGGCUCUGGAGGCCCGUGUCCAGCUGCAGCCAGACCCCGGUGCUGUCCUGCGACCUCACUAUGGUCACCCUGGACCUGUAUGACCUCAAAGGAUACCAUGCCAGAGUCCAGGCCGUGGACAGAGGCCGGCGCUCCGACUGGACCGUCACCCAGACCCGCUUCUCCAUAGACGACGUGAGCCUGACGGUGGGCAGCGUGGAGCUGGAGAUACGCGACGGCUUUGUCCUGGGAAAGAUCCAGCCGCCCAGGCCCAAGGCGGCCCCUGCCGGCCACACCUACGAGCGCAUCUUCCCCCAGUUCCAUGAGUACGAGGUCUCCAUUCGCAAGGUGCCCGCACGCCAUGAGUUCACAAACAAGAAGGUAAAUCAUGAGAACUUCAGCUUCCCGAUCCCCGGCGAGUUUGGGGAGUUCUGUGUCCGGGUGAAGCCGGCUGUGACCUCCCGCACAAACAAGGGGGUCUGGUCGGAGGAGGUGUGCUUCCUGCUCGCCGCCAAGCAGUACUUCACCGGGACCAACCUCACCAUCUCCUUCGCCCUGGUGCUGCUGCUCUGCGGGGCCCUGGCCCUCCGCCUGUACCUGCACCGCCGACAGAAGCUGCCCGCCGUCCUGGUCUUCGGGAAGCCCCAUCCCUUCAGCCCCGUCGGCCAGCUCCCCCGCCCGGAGACCCGAGACACCCUCCACGCCGUCGACGAGCAGGCCUUCGCCAAGGUGUCCCCGGAGCUGAGGAACUCCGAGCUGCAUGGCAGCACCGACAGCGGCUUCGGCAGUGCCAAGCCGUCCUUGCAGACCGAGGAGCCCCAGUUCCUCCUCCCGGACGCCCUCCCGCAGGCCGGGGGCACCCUGCGAAAGGGGGACCCCCCGGACCCCGAGAGCAGCUGCAGCAGUGCCAGCACGGACAGCGGCAUCUGCCUGCAGGAGCCCCGCUGGGUGCCGCAGGCGGGGGGCCAGGAGCACGGGGGCCAGGAGGACAGCGGCAUCGGCCUGGCCCACCACUCUGAGGGGCGGACUGAGGACGAACUGUGUGGCUCAGGCGGGGGCCACGUCGGUCCCCUGGAGCCCGAGGCAGCGGAGGGGGAAGACCCGGCUGCAGUGGGAUUUCAGGGCUACCUGAAGCAGACCAGAGGCACGGAGGAGCAGGCAGUCACGGCGGGCUGCCUGGAAGAGGAGGCCUCCUCCGCUGAUGCCUCUGUCCCCCAACUCAGGAUGUGCCCGGAUGCCCAGGAAGCCUGGCCCCCACCAGCCGUGGACAAGGGCUACUUGAAACAGGACCCCCCAGAAGCGACUCUCGCUCCCUUGGGGGCCCUGGCUGGACAGUGGAACCCUGCAGCUGAGGAAUGGUCACUCCUGGGCGUGACCAGCUGUGGGGACUUGGGGACAGCUGAGUGGAGCUUUGCCCGGGACCCCGCCCCUCUGGGCGUGGCAGCCCCGGGCGGCCUCCUGGGCAGCUUCGAUGCAGACCUGGUCACACUGCCCCUGAUUUCCAGUCUGCACGCCAGCGAGUGACUCUGGAGAAGGGCUGUCUUUGCUUCCAGCCACGCCCUGGCGGUCUGAGGAGGGCCCGGGUCAGAGGUGGGCGUGAGGCCAGUGUGGGUGCUGCUCUCCGCUGUGCAGGCCCUGCAGGCUCUGGCAGAGCCUCCUCCCUCCUGGGACUCUGCCUCUGUGACCAGGACCGUGUGCUCAGGGAACCGGGGUUUCCUGGAGUUGGGGUGAGGCCGCCGGGCUGAAGUCAGCUUCCAGCCAGCCUGUGCCAAGGCCUCACAGCAGGCUCACAUCUAGGGGAAAGGAGAGAGCAGUGACCACGUGUGGCUGAGGGCCAGCUGGUCCCCACCUUCCUGGGAAGGUCCCAGGGAGGAGCGCCCGCACCGCAGGCGUCCCAGGCCAGCUGGUCAGUCAGCUCUCAGGACGAGCGGGUGGGGGGUGAAAGGAACUGAACCCCGAAAGGGGCCUGUGGCUCCGAGCCAUCCCCCGGGGGUGUCCUGACUGCUUCCCAGCAAGGAGAGUGGCAGCCGUGGCCACGCCCUCCAUGCGGGCCACACCGACAGCAACACCGAGCCUCGGAGAUGUGCGUUGGUCACAUCUCAGCCCUGCAGGCAGCCGCUGGGUGUGGGCACCAGCUGGUCUGCCCCGGAGGCUGAGGUUGGCACCUGCGGACCCAGAGGCCGGGGCGGGCCGUACUCCCCGCCCUCCAUGCUCAGCUGCACGCCCGGCUCCCUGCUCGGUCUGCUCGUCUGUGAAAUGGGCUCUCCGGGGAAGCUGAGGCGACAUCUCCAGCCGGCGAGCCGGGUGGGAGGAAGCUACCGCGGGCCAGUGAGUCCUCGCAGCGCACAGGCCCUUCGGGGCAUGAAGGGCAGAGCGGCUGGCUGUCAUCAAGCCCGCCUCUGUCGGCAGCGGGGCGCCCCCUGUGCUCAGGCCUCCGUGUCUGUGUGCACAGAGCCAGCUCUUCCCGCACCGAGAGGACCGGAGAGGACCGGAGCGGCCGUCCAGGCUUCCUGCCAGAGCGCGGCUCUGGGCCCGGCGGGGACGGUGUGCGCCCGCUCCCACUGAGUCUGGGAGAUGAGUUCGCAGCCGCUGACAGUCCGAGGGCAGAGAACGGGGUGGGUGGCAGGUGGGCUGGCCCUGUCAUCGCGGCCUGCACUCCAGGGGCAGCUGGGAAUAGCCGUUCUGACCCCGAACCCUCCGCUCUGCCCGGCAGCGCUGGGCCGGCCUGGGAACAGCUCCCGGAGACAGGCCUGAGGCGGGACUCCUCGGGGUUCUGGGCGAGGUUUACUUAUUCCGUUGUCUUAUUUAUUGGAGAAGAGCCUUGUGCAGUAAAGAAUUCUGGGUACUCCAA
This is a messenger RNA of Pipistrellus kuhlii (Kuhl's pipistrelle), 3094 nucleotides long. RefSeq names its product interleukin 10 receptor subunit alpha (gene IL10RA). Bases 34 to 1767 code for a protein of 577 amino acids. Gene Ontology annotation, molecular function: protein binding. Lineage: Eukaryota; Metazoa; Chordata; Mammalia; Chiroptera; Vespertilionidae. The record is from RefSeq and is a predicted model, not a curated record. The transcript is spliced from 7 exons.